Messenger RNA from Solanum pennellii, 1104 nucleotides. RefSeq lists its product as uncharacterized. Lineage: Eukaryota; Viridiplantae; Streptophyta; Magnoliopsida; Solanales; Solanaceae. The coding region runs from base 399 to 737 and encodes 112 amino acids. The transcript is spliced from 4 exons. The record is from RefSeq and is a predicted model, not a curated record.
GUCUCGCCUCUCUCUCUUUCUCACCUCGUCGCGCCUCUCUCUCUUUCUCACCUCGUCGCGGCGCGCCUCUCUCUUCGUCGAUCGUCGCCUCUCUCCGUUCGUCGACCGCCUCUCUCCGUUCGUCGACCGCCUCUCUGCCGCCUCUCUCUUUCUCUCUCUAAGAAGCAGCUCGUCAUUAAGCUCAAUAAAGGGUAGCUCAACUGGUAAAGGCCUGAGGACAGAGUCCUUCAGUUCGAGCCCCAGUAGAGCCACUGGAGACAUUACAAACUGGCCGCGUCUCCAGGGCCCCGUGUAACUAAUUGUGAUGCACCCGCCUUGAAACAGCGGGACUCGGUGGGUACAGCUAGUCGGAUUCGCAAAGCGAUACCCGAAAACUACGGCAAAAAAAAGGUCCCAUAAUGGGUGUGGAACCGCAAAAAGACCAACCGAAAGAGAUGGACUGGAAAACUCUGGGUGGAACGGGGAGUAGUGAGGCUAAUGUUGGACCAGCUGUGAAGAAACGGCUUCCAAAAAGGAUUCGACAAGUUCCUGAGUAUUAUUUUCUUCCACGAAGAUCCUUACCAUACUCCAUCGCCUUUUAUGGGUCGUUUAUUGCUGCAGGUGUUGGUGCAGGAAUGCUACUCGAAGCAUGGAUCAACAAGAAGAGGAUGGAGGAGUCAUUUGGGAGUUCGACAAGUGAACGAUGUGUUCUUUUCAUGUUUGGAUUGCUACCGCUUUUGCCUCAAGGAGUUCACUGAAGAUGAAUAGCAUAACCAUUACUACAUGAUGAUAAAUGCUUCUUCAGCAUCCAAUUCAACUUGUAGGUUGUAAUAUUUCAGGUGCACAGUGCAGAACAGAUGUGUUGAAUUUGGCAAACAAUACUAAAACAUUAGGUCGUAUUUUUACCUUAAUAGCUUAACCUUUGAAUAAAUAGAGAGGUCAGGCAAGUGGCCUUCCUAUGAAUAUACCCUGAUACUGAAUAGUUUCGGAAACAACAUCUCUACCUCCACGAGCUAGGUGUAAGGUAUUCGUACACUCUACUAUUUCUGGACCCUGCAUGUGGGACCAACGGGUAUGUUGUUGAACACUGAAUGAACAGGUAUAGUAAUAUUGGAUAUGGAGCAA